AAAUUAUAUUCACAACUAACACCAUACGGAAAUAAAAACAAUUAUCGUCUUUUCCUAUUACUUUGAGAAUGAACAUUAAAGUUCACACUGGCAUUUAGUGAACGCAUGGAUCAAAGUCAUACCGAAUUCAAGGAAAACAGCAUAUCAAUCUCAAAUUGUCGUAAAAUAUAAUUUUAUUACUUACGUAUUUAAUUAGACGACGAUGAUAUGUGGUGGAUUUUGAGUCGAGGCAAGAGCAACAGCUUAGAUAAUUCACUUAUCUUUGGCAAUAGUCAUUAACCCCCAACACUAGCAGAAUAGAUUGCUCUGUAAAACACAUCUCUCUUCUCCUUUCUCCGUCCAUCCAUCCCUCCCUCCAGCGCACAGGGUCCCCAGAUAACCAGCAUCGGACUUCCAUUUUCGCCCAUUAAUUCAAAUAUUAACAUACAUUCACACCCUGCCAAUAUCCCAAACAUGAGCAUCUCAGAAAAUGAAAGAAAAUACGACGCGUAUUGUACAGAUAAAUUAUUAUAUGUUUAUUGCAAAAGACAUCCUACUUCUAGCGCAUAGAAGGAGAGGGUGGACGCAAUGCUUCCCCCGAGUCCUUUCACAGUUUCAGAUGUAAUUCUGCAAUAAUUUACUAAAUUAACGCGUUUUCCAAGCUCGUACGCACGAAGGCUAGGAGUUUGACAUCGUUUCGGAUCGCUUCACGCACGCAAACCGGCUUUUAAAUUCUGGAAGUUCAUGUUCCCAUAAUUUAAGACAGACAUUACGCCAUUAUGCAGAUGUUAAGGGUGUUUAUCAUAAAGAGCAUCUACUCCUAAAAGCUAGUGAUCGUUCUUAAACAAGGGUAAGAUAUUGGAAUAGCCUAUAAACCGCAAGAUAAAACGGUGAAAAGUGAUCGAUAGAUUUUGCUUUCCAAGCCACGCGUUACCAUUUAGGCACCCAGCAUAUUUAGCACUUUGCAUGAUAAUGCAUGACGCGGAUGGUAUAGAAAGAUUUUUUAUUACGGAGACCGAAACGCAUACCACUAAUAAUUGCAACUGCCCCUCCUCUGGGCCGAGCGGAGGGUGGUCAGUCUUUUCCCCUUAUCUCUCUCUCUUUUCCCCGUUCUGCACUCUAUAAACUUGCAUCAAGAUUAAUCUGAACAUCCCAGAAGCAGUAAGUGCAUCAUUGUCAGCAUUUAAAAUGAUAUAGGCCAGUUCUCGUGCAGUGCUCAGUAUUUUGGGGGGCUUUCGUUAUCUUUAUAUUUGUUGCUUUCUGGUAAUCUGACGUGCUGUUCGUGUGAAGGGGAGAAAUCACAGCGAAGCCGCUGGAACAGCAGCAGUGACUCUAGUCUAGUGUAUGUACUCACGGUGCAAGCUUAAAGCCCAGCGACAGGAAGCGUCAAUCCUUUCCAUAUUUGGUCAAAGGCACGCCCACAUGCGCGUCAUCCUCUGACAGCGUGGAUCCCGUGGGUCUGGAGUUUUUGGCUCCCGGGAAAGGUUCCAGUCCUGGGGGAUAGAGGGUUGAGUUUUGUAUGCUUCCAUCCAUUCUGCAAAGACGCGCUAAAGGCCCCUCAUCAUCCUCUCCCGUGUCCGGGAACACCUCCACGGUGAUCAUUUACGCGUUUAUUUGUCUUUUGGAGCCAGAAGUGGUGGAUUCAGCAGUGUCCCGAAGCCUUUUUUUGAUGCCGUUGUAAUAGGAUGACAGCAAGCUAAGCGCAUCACCUUCAACACAAAGUUACAAGAAAUGUUUAACUGAAUUAAAACAAGAAAGAGCAACAAUAUCCGCUAUAUUUGAGCGACUUGUUCGUUUGCGUCUUCCACGGGAGGAUCUCCAUUCGUCCAAACAAGCUGUUGGAAAGGAUUGAGAAUCUUUACGCACUGAAUCGUUCAUGUGGUGCCAACGCAGGACGGACUGAAUAAGGAACCGGGACUGAGAACUGGGUGUAUUUUUUUCUUCCUCCUCUUUUCAACAAAUCACAAACAAACUCUUAUUGAUAUCCGAAGGGUCUCUUGGAGAAACGACGCGCCCCUGCUCACAAUCUCAUUUCAUCUCCUUGGCUGGAAGUGGGUUGCACGCGAACUGUUUUAAUGUUUGGGAUUCAGGAAAAUAUACCAAGAGGGGGGACCACUAUGAAAGAGGAACCGCUGGGCAGUGGCAUGAAUUCGGUCCGAUCGUGGUUGCACACGGCUGGGGUGGUGGAUGCGAACACGGCCGCCCAGAGUGGAGUUGGUCUGGCACGGGCGCACUAUGAGAAACAACCGCCAUCCAACCUCAGAAAAUCCAAUUUUUUCCACUUCGUCCUGGCGCUUUAUGACAGACAGGGACAACCGGUGGAGAUCGAAAGGACAGCUUUUGUGGACUUUGUGGAAAAGGAUAAAGAACCUAACAGUGAAAAAACUAACAAUGGGAUACAUUACAAACUCCAACUAUUGUACAGCAAUGGCGUCAGAACAGAACAGGAUCUUUACGUUCGGUUAAUCGAUUCCAUGACAAAACAGGCAAUUAUUUAUGAAGGACAGGACAAAAACCCAGAAAUGUGCCGAGUUCUUCUCACACACGAAAUUAUGUGCAGUCGGUGUUGUGACAAAAAAAGCUGUGGAAACCGAAACGAAACCCCCUCAGAUCCCGUGAUCAUCGACAGAUUCUUCUUGAAAUUCUUCCUAAAGUGUAAUCAGAACUGUCUCAAGAAUGCAGGAAACCCACGGGACAUGCGUAGAUUCCAGGUCGUUGUAUCGACAACGGUUAAUGUGGACGGUCACGUGUUGGCCGUGUCGGACAACAUGUUCGUCCACAACAACUCAAAACACGGCCGAAGAGCCCGCCGUCUAGACCCAUCAGAAGGUACGGCCACUCCUUAUCUGCAGAAUGCAGCUACCCCGUGCAUAAAGGCCAUCAGCCCAAGCGAAGGCUGGACCACAGGAGGAGCCACUGUCAUCAUCAUCGGCGACAACUUCUUCGAUGGACUGCAGGUCGUGUUCGGCACCAUGCUGGUGUGGAGCGAGCUUAUAACGCCUCAUGCCAUCCGAGUCCAGACCCCUCCAAGACACAUCCCGGGCGUCGUAGAGGUUACCCUGUCCUACAAGUCAAAGCAGUUCUGCAAAGGGGCGCCGGGCCGAUUUGUGUAUACAGCUUUGAACGAACCGACCAUCGACUACGGCUUCCAGAGACUGCAGAAGGUCAUUCCUAGACAUCCAGGUGAUCCGGAGAGGUUGCCCAAGGAGGUGUUGCUAAAGCGUGCAGCUGACCUUGUGGAAGCUCUGUAUGGGAUGCCACACAACAACCAGGAGAUCAUUCUGAAGAGGGCCGCAGAUAUCGCAGAGGCCCUGUACAGCGUCCCACGUAACCACAACCAGAUCCCGUCCCUCGGCAACACGGCCUCGCACGGCGGCAUGAUGGGAGUCAACUCUUUCAGCAGUCAGCUCGCCGUCAACGUCUCGGAGACCUCGCAAGGUAUUGACCAGAUGGGCUACAGUCGCAACACAAGCAGCGUGUCACCUCGUGGAUACGUGCCAAGCAGCACCCCUCAGCAGUCCAACUACAACACCGUCAGCAACAGCAUGAACGGCUACGGCAACGCUGGAAUGACCAACCUGGGGGUCCCAAGCUCACCCGGCUUUUUGAACGGCUCCUCUGCCAACUCUCCCUACGGCAGUAAGUAUCAAGUUCCGUCGAGCCCCACCAUGGCAGCCUCUUCCGUCAGCCUCUCUUCAAACUGUAGCAGUACACACGGCAUUUUCUCAUUCUCACCUGCCAAUGUCAUCUCUGCAGUGAAACAAAAAAGCGCCUUUGCUCCAGUUGUCAGGCCCCAAGCAUCUCCACCUCCUUCUUGCAACAGUGCAAAUGGCAAUGGACUUCAAGCUAUGUCCGGACUGGUGGUCCCGCCCAUGUAAAUCGCACUCCCUUCCUUUGUAAAGCGACGUGAGAUACAGGGACGGAUUCACCCGGAAGUCGCCAUUCGCCAUCAGCAGUCAUUCAGAAGGAAAAAGACACUUUUAUUCGGUCAUGAACUUCAUUUAUUGACUGAAUCAUAUUUUCACAUUCGUCAAUCUGGAAGGAAAAAAAGAAGAAAACGUACCUAUUUUGUAUAAACAUUUCUGGUUUUAUCUUGGCUAUGUCUAGUUCUUGCUAUGUGUGGGAUAUGCCAUUCAAUGAAACACUGAUUAAAACGUGUAAGAAUGUUUCUUUUUCACAGACAUGCAUCCUGGGCACGUCUUCAUAAUGUGAAUUCAUUUUCCAGUUUUUUUAUUGUUCUUUUUAUUUCGUUUUUUUGAUGGUGGUAAAAAGAAGGGGGCCAAUAUAUACAGAGCCAAUAAACUGGAAAUAAUAUAAGAGAUAUGAUUUAUAAACGGAAAGGAGGGGCGAGGAGAAAGCGUUCCAUGGACUUUGUAACUUAUUGUAGGUAGAAGUUGUAACAUUCUUCUCUCGCCUUGGACAAGCACACUAACAGAGAUGAAGCGCCACUGUCUGUCUGUUGGUUAAAAAAGACAAAAAAGAAAAAAAGACUGAAAUCUUUCCACUGCUAAAGCUUCUUGUAAAGCGAGUGUGACCUGCAAUGUUUUUCAACUUUUUGCUAGCACUGUAUACUAUUGCAUUCUUAGGCUACUGUGAAGUCUGUUUCUCGUACCAGAAAGUUGUCCUUUACCCUCUAGCUCCUUAUUCCCUAAUGUGUUUUGUAUGUGGUUAUACAAUUGUAGACUUUUGUGAUUUUGCCAAAGUUGUAGCUAAAUAUUUAUACACAUGUCUUGAAUUUUCCAGAUUCACUUAAAUAUUUAGUACAGAGUUUUAUUCCUGAUGUUGGGAGUAAAACGGUCUUAUACAUCGCAACACUUUCACGCGAACACUUGCGGUCACUGAGGGAAUUUUUUGUAACAUAUCAAUUAUAAAUAUUGUAUUUAUCUUUGAAAUUUUGUAUAUUGCUUUCCAUGGUUUGAUUUGAUCGAUCUCACGUGUAUCGUUGUUCACGGCCGAUGAUAUUACGAUGAAGGUUUAGCCAAGAAUCACCGCCUACGUUCGAUGUUUCGUAACGCUAUAUAUUGUACAUCGUCCGCGCGUUUCAUUUGUAAUUCAGACAGUUUGUCACGUCAUCGAAGGACCUUCCGUCCGUUUUGAUUUGUUUGUAUGUUUAUUUGCUAUUUCGAAGAGCAGUCAAAUCCAUUGUUUAUUUUUAUAUUAUUUUUUAAGUUAUCGAAAAAAGUACUUUUUUGAAAGAAAACUGUUUGUUGUAUAGUCAAUUAAAUUGUUUGUGUCACCUGACUGUAAUAAUAUUAGUAGAUAAAGUGCAUGUCCAGCCGCCCCGGGGGGGGGGAAUCCAAUUGUGGUUGUAAAUUUUGUUUUUGUAGAAUGUAAAAAGUCAUUUUUACCUGCCACCAUGACUUUGCCACAUAACUCGACCGUGUUUACAGGGAUCAAGAUGGAAAAAAGGAACAAAAAAAUUAUGCGGAAUGGAAAUAUACGUCAUGCGUUCAUAAUGUUUAUUAAAAUAUGUCAGAAAAACGACUCUGUCAAAGGCUUUGAGUGAUUCUCACGAGAGGAAACUUUCUGCUGUUUUAAUGACAAACCUUCACCACAAUGAAUCUCAUUAUUCCAUUCAGAUCAAUGGUGUAAAAAGCACAAACAUUUUUUACUAAAAUAAAAAAGAAUUAUUGUGACCCCUCAUCUUUUCGGACUAUUUUGUCUUUUUUAACGUUGAUUUUACCCGGUUCCCUCGAGUCAAACGUUCAAAGGGAAUGAAAACAAAUGAAAAGGUUUUUUUGUAUCCCACACGGAGAAGAUUAAGAUGUUCUAUAUUGUAAAUGUCAUUUUGUAAGUAAGCCAUGACACCGUAGCGUAGCUGAAAUCACAUCACCUCCUUUAAAGAAUAUUGAUUUUUAUAGCGUGCCAAAAUCAGCCAUUGAGACACGGUGAUUUCUUUCUUUGCCCUGCUGUAAAGUUCAGUAGCGUUCAGCUACUCUUUCUCAUUUAAACAUAAAGUACUUGUUUCCUUUGGCUGCGGGAUGCAAACGAAGCCGCUGAUGGGCCCAAAUGAUGAAUGUACAAUGUGUUUGCUUUGUGAUGGCUCAACAAAGCUCGGCCGAGUGAAGGAGCCGACAAAGUCACGGUGAAAGUAAGAAAAGCUCAAGGUCACGUGAAGUGCUUUUGCGAAUUUCAUCCUUUCUGCAGUCUGGUUUUGUGUUUAGGUCAUGUUACAUCAUGCGGUUUCUGUUGCCCUGGAUCGUUUCACUAAACAUGAGAUCGGCCUUGUAAGGGAAAUGUAUAGCUCAUGUACAAUUUUAGUUGGUUCUUUUAUGGCCACGUUUUUACAUUUUAUUGUACAAAGUUGUUCAUUUGACAUACUAUUUAAUUAAAGUAUUUCUUGUCUGUGA
Molecule: messenger RNA, 6329 nt
Organism: Triplophysa dalaica
Lineage: Eukaryota; Metazoa; Chordata; Actinopteri; Cypriniformes; Nemacheilidae
Gene: ebf3a
Product: EBF transcription factor 3a
Exons: 16
Coding region: 2055-3857 (600 amino acids)
Biological process (GO): regulation of transcription by RNA polymerase II
Molecular function (GO): RNA polymerase II cis-regulatory region sequence-specific DNA binding; DNA-binding transcription factor activity, RNA polymerase II-specific
Source: RefSeq, a predicted model, not a curated record